Cornus florida is the source of this 1493-nucleotide messenger RNA. RefSeq names its product PI-PLC X domain-containing protein At5g67130. The coding region runs from base 83 to 1321 and encodes 412 amino acids. The record is from RefSeq and is a predicted model, not a curated record. The transcript has 9 exons. Lineage: Eukaryota; Viridiplantae; Streptophyta; Magnoliopsida; Cornales; Cornaceae. Gene Ontology annotation, molecular function: phosphoric diester hydrolase activity. Gene Ontology annotation, biological process: lipid metabolic process.
CAGACAAACCGAGAGACAGACGUUCACCGAACCCUCUGACGCUCUCUUCUUUCUCUCUCUAAAAAUAAACGGAAAGUCCGAUAUGCAGAGAAACAAUUUCCUCUGCAUCAAGGUUCUCUUCAUCACUGUUUGCCUCUUGGGAUUUUCUUCUAGUCUCAAGAUCGGCGAGACCUGUUCGGAAUCUUCCGAUAGUACCUGCGACACCGGAUUACACUGUCUAACGUGCCCUGCAAAUGGCAACACCCGUCCCAGAUGUACUCGCAUUCAACCACUCAGUCCCACAUCAAAGGUGAAAGGUCUAGCGUUCAAUAAGUACUCAUGGCUAACGACCCACAACUCGUAUGCUAUAACCGGGUUCAAGUCGGGGACCGGAUCUGUUAUUCUCGCUCCGACGAAUCAGGAAGAUUCCGUUACCAGUCAGCUUCGCAAUGGAGUUCGAGGACUAAUGCUUGAUAUGUAUGACUUCAACAAUGACGUCUGGUUAUGCCAUUCCUUCGGUGGGAAAUGUUACAACGUUACAUCAUUUCAACCUGCUAUUAAUGUGCUCAAAGAGAUUCAAGUGUUUCUGGAUGCAAACCCAACAGAAAUCAUUACCAUUUUCAUUGAAGAUUAUGUGACAUCCCCACAGGGUUUAACAAAGGUUUUUAAUGCAUCUGGCCUCAGUAAGUACAUGUUUCCAUUGUCUCGGAUGCCUACAAAUGGUGACGAUUGGCCUACAGUGGAUGAUAUGGCCCAAAAGAAUCAACGUUUGGUGGUUUUCACCUCAAUCUCGUCUAAGGAGGCUUCUGAAGGGAUUGCAUAUGAGUGGAGAUAUGUUGUAGAAAACCAGUAUGGAGAUGGUGGGAUGAAAGCUAAUUCCUGUCCAAAUCGUGCUGAAUCGUCUCCCAUGAACACGACAACAAGAUCAUUGGUUCUUCAGAACUAUUUUCGCUCAAAUCCCAACUUAACAGAAGUUUGUGCUGAUAAUUCUGCUCCAUUAACUAGUAUGGUGACCACUUGUUAUGAAGCUGCUGGCAAACGGUGGCCAAACUUCAUUGCUGUUGAUUUUUACCAGAGAAGUGAUGGUGGGGGAGCCCCAGAAGCUGUGGAUGAAGCAAACGGUCAACUGACUUGCGGUUGUGGCAACAUUGCCUAUUGCAAGACAAAUGCGACUUUUGGCACUUGUGAUGUCCCUGUGAUUUCACCUCCACCUCCGGCAGCAGAUACAUCUCAAGGUGGAACUUCGCAAGAACCCAGUAAUGAUUCUUUGAAUAGCAGAACAGUCAAAGUGCAGUUUUUGAUUGGGGUAGUUUUUACCACCUCUCUCUUACUGUUGUUAUGAGAUAGUAAUUGUUAGAACGUGUUUGUAAAAUUUAUUCUCUUGUUUUUUCAUUUUUUGUACCGCGUGUUUGUUAGUUUUUCCACCCGCUUUCUUUUUAUUGAUUUUGUAUUUUUUUUCUAUUUCAAUUUAGCUUUGUUCACGAGUCUUGUGGCUCCGAGUGAUUGAUAACUUA